Molecule: messenger RNA, 1602 nt
Organism: Melampsora larici-populina 98AG31
Lineage: Eukaryota; Fungi; Basidiomycota; Pucciniomycetes; Pucciniales; Melampsoraceae
Exons: 1
Coding region: 1-1602 (533 amino acids)
Source: RefSeq, a predicted model, not a curated record
AUGAGAGCAAGCACGAACCAAGUCGAAAGAUCACGAGGAGGUUUACUCAAUAGUCCUACUUGUCGACGUCUGAUGUCUUUACCAAUAUGGGGUGGACGAUGGUCAUAUUUUCUUGUCGAAACCGAUCCGGGCGACGAGUUGGCCUGUAUCGAUGCAUUUCAAUAUGAUGCGAGUCGAGAAACGAGGGAUUUGGUUUUAGGUCGAUUGCUUCCUACGCAUCAAGCAGUUUCUGAUAGCUUGGAAGACAUGCUUGCGAUUCUGAGUGUGCAUGUUGAGAGCUUCAACACAAUCAAAUCUUGUGAAAGUGAUCUUGUAGUGAUGGAACAUCAAAUGGAAGAUACGAUGGUUAGCGACUGGGUUCGCAUUCUCAACUCAGUUCACUCUGAUGCCAAAGCUGUUCUAGCUGCGUGGAAUCGACAAGAGCGCGACUUGAUCUAUGAAGAGCUUAUGACAAUGACCGAACUAUCCCCCAUCACACGUUGGUACAUCAAUCAAAAUAUUCGGGCGAUCACGAAACAAGAGGAUCGUUGGCGCAAAGGGGUCACAAUGAACCUAUCCGAAAGACUCCUCUUCUGGUUCUGGAAUCUAUUUAUGCUUCUCGGGUGCAUCAUUCCAGACACGAUCAACUUUCUUGUACACGCUUUAGUGGCUGUGAUGCGUUCAUUGCCUAAUAGGCCUCAACGUUUGAUGAUGAUAUUGUCAAUUGUAGAUUUCCCCUUUGCGGAUGAAAGACUGGCUAGGUCUUGCCUCGUCCAACACUUCAUAGGUCUUUUGAUCAGUGAUAUAUUCGGUCUCAAAGCUACUUUUGAUGAAAACUUUCGAUACACCGGUUUUAAGAACAUCAAAGGAUUAUGGUGGAAAGGCCUUUUGACCGUUCUCUGGAAUUUGAUAGCUCACAAUCGGAAAAGACUAUCCGAUGUUUUCUUCAAGCUUUCGAUUAAACAUCAAACUGUUUCGAGCACGACGAUUGAAACCAUCGCCCUCAAAUUCCGACGCUUACGACGUUGUAACUCUUACAGCUUCUCGUGGUUCGAGACUUAUAAGCAAAGUCAUCGGUUUAGAAUGCAAAUUAGUUAUCAUAAACAAGACCAGGAAGAUAUCGUACGUGCAUUGAAAUGGACUGGUCGCUUCAAAUAUCGAGUUAGAUCUAGUGAGGAUCUCUUUGGAAAGUUUACCAUUUGGAUUGCUACCAUUAUCAUUGGUUGUUCGAUUUGCGCAUCAACUUUUCCGAUUAAUGCUUAUGCGGCCUUGACACCUUUAACUUAUUAUUCAAAUAUUAUAGUCUGGAUGGGAUUAGAUGUCUUAAAUCGAUCACAAAGUUAUCUAGAUGUAUUACGAUUCUUUACCAUCAAUGUAGGUUCAAUGUUUCCCGCUAUCACAAUCUUGAUCAUCAACUUGGGAUGGUGGAUAGCGAAUCGCAGAGCACUCUUCACUUACUUAAACCGUCCUUUUUGGAUUAGUUUUGGAGUUAUGUUUGUGGCUAGUUUGUACGCUAAAUUCUAUGGUGAAAUGUUUAAAUCGUUUGGUCUUUGGAUUCGUAAGAUGUUUAUAAAACCUAGUAAACCAUCCACCAGUAUUAAUACGAUAGAGUUAAAGUGUUAG